AUGUCCCGCGUAGUACACGUUCUACGAGCCGGCAAGCUCGGCUAUCAAAAGUCACUGAAUCUGCAGAAAGUGGUGUCUUCGGCCGUACUAAAUGGGGAGCAACCAAAUGUGCUGAUCCUGACCGAACACGACCCGGUCUACACCGUUGGAAUCCGAACGAAGUCCUACGGCUCGGAAGAGGAACAUCGUCUGCGAGAACUGGGAGCGGAAUUCUUCCGAACUAACCGGGGCGGUCUAAUAACGUUUCACGGUCCGGGCCAGCUGGUGGCCUAUCCGGUGUUGAAUCUGAAACACUUCCAGCCCAGCGUCCGGUGGUACGUUUGCCACAUCGAGAAGACGGUGAUCGAUCUCUGCCGGAGGUACGGAUUGAAGGCCGGGACAACGGAGGAUACGGGAGUUUGGAUCGGCAAUAGGAAGAUCUGUGCGAUCGGAAUCCAUGCGAGCAGGUAUGUCACGACACACGGGUUGGCGCUGAAUUGCGAUAACGAUCUGAGGUGGUUUCGACACAUUGUCCCCUGUGGAAUCGAGGGCAAGGGAGUCACCUCGUUGAGUGGGGAGUUGAAUCGGGAAGUUACGGUUGGGGAAGCGACGCGGAAAUUUCUGGAAAGUUUCCAAGACAUUUUACAAUGUGAUUUGCUGGAGUAUGAUCCGGAGAAGCAACGUGAGAUUUUGGAACAUGCGGCGUAGGGACGUUCUUUUAGUUCGUAAGGUAAUAAUUCUCGACUCAGUGGACAGGACAGGUCACAGCCGAACAAAGCCAAUCGUUAUAUAUUGCGAAUAAAGCUCUAGCUACAUUUCUAAGCUAUUA
Aedes albopictus (Asian tiger mosquito) is the source of this 808-nucleotide messenger RNA. It is a transcript of the gene Lipt2, whose product is annotated as putative lipoyltransferase 2, mitochondrial. Bases 1 to 687 code for a protein of 228 amino acids. Gene Ontology annotation, cellular component: mitochondrion. The transcript has a single exon. The record is from RefSeq and is a predicted model, not a curated record. Gene Ontology annotation, biological process: protein lipoylation. Gene Ontology annotation, molecular function: lipoyl(octanoyl) transferase activity. Lineage: Eukaryota; Metazoa; Arthropoda; Insecta; Diptera; Culicidae.